UAUCAAAGAAAUAAAACAAAGAAGGAAUGCUAUAAAACUCCAACUCCCACCCACCCUUCGCCUCACUCUUGCAUGUAUUGUUGCUACUAGAAUCUUCUUCAUUCUCGUUCUCACUCUCUAUCUACAACAGGGGUGCUCUGAGAUCACACACAACAAUGGUGAAGGCUGUCGCAGUGCUCAGCAGCAGUGAAGGUGUUAGCGGGACCAUCUACUUCACCCAGGAAGGAGAUGGCCCAACAACUGUGACUGGAAACCUCUCUGGGCUUAAGCCUGGUCUCCAUGGCUUUCAUGUCCAUGCCCUUGGUGACACCACCAAUGGCUGCAUGUCAACUGGACCUCACUUCAAUCCAGCUGGCAAAGAGCAUGGUGCUCCUGAUGAUGAGGUUCGCCAUGCUGGUGACCUUGGCAAUGUCACAGUUGGAGAAGACGGUACUGCUUCUUUCACCAUUGUGGACAAUCUGAUACCACUCUCAGGCCCAAAUUCAAUAGAUCCUGAUGAUCUUGGAAGGGGUGGACAUGAACUAAGCAAAACCACUGGAAAUGCUGGUGGAAGAAUUGCUUGCGGUAUCAUUGGUCUUCAGGGCUGAAUACACCUGUUGGUGCACUCUCUUCUGUAAUAGCCUUUUCCUCUUUCUAUUCACGAGAACACUGUUAUCAUUUGCUACCUUGAGGGUUCUUAAUAAGGGCAUGUUGGAGCGGACAACGGGUGUUUCCGUGUGUAAUUUUAACGUUUAACACUAUCUUUUUAAAUCCAAUGGUGUACUCAGAUGUCUUUUGUUGUUCUGUGAUUGAGCUCCAACGCGGUUGAAGUAAAUGUGUUUCAUGUGAAA
Messenger RNA from Sesamum indicum (sesame), 830 nucleotides. The record is from RefSeq and is a predicted model, not a curated record. Lineage: Eukaryota; Viridiplantae; Streptophyta; Magnoliopsida; Lamiales; Pedaliaceae.